GGAGGUUUGCCCUGUUGGGAGGUUGUUCUGAUGUUUUGGUACUUUGGUAUUAUCAGUUUUGUUGUUUUUGUUGUUGGGUUUCUCCCAAAAUCUCUACAUCUAGAAUCUAAAUGCUAGUUCAGCACGGGCAAAUAAUUUUCCCCUGAGAGACCUCCAACAUGAACAAAUAUCUCAAUGAGAUUCUGCAAAAGGUUGUAGGAUUGGAAGGCAUAGUCAUAGCUGACAGGGAUGGCGUACCGAUUGUUAAAGCGUCAAUGGAGACAAUACCAGACACAGCUUUGAUGUCCAGUUUUCUUUCGACUUUUGGCCUGACUUCUCAUCAAGGCGGAAAAUUGGGGAUGGGCGAAAAUAACACUAUUAUUUGUAUUUAUUCAACUUACCAGGUAGUUCAGAUGGACUUGCUCGGCAUGAUAGUCACAUUUAUAGGAAACAAGAACUGCAACACUGGUCAUAUUCUUUCAAUACAAAAAGAACUGAACCCUAUAAUAAAUGACUUAACAAAAGUUCUCACAACAGAUUUUUAAUUAAUGUUACGUUUAAUGUAUUUAAGAAAGUGUACAGAAUAUAUUUUUUACGAUGGAGAUAGUUUAUCUUUAGUAUUCGUAAAGAUGUUUAUAUCAUUGCCAAAUAUAUGUCUAUAAUUAAAUCGAAUUAAUGGAUAA
Molecule: messenger RNA, 662 nt
Organism: Cimex lectularius (bed bug)
Lineage: Eukaryota; Metazoa; Arthropoda; Insecta; Hemiptera; Cimicidae
Gene: Lamtor3
Product: ragulator complex protein LAMTOR3-A
Exons: 4
Coding region: 159-524 (121 amino acids)
Biological process (GO): positive regulation of TOR signaling; cellular response to amino acid stimulus
Cellular component (GO): Ragulator complex
Source: RefSeq, a predicted model, not a curated record